AUGGCUUCCGAGACGGGUAGCGACGAGAAGAAAGCCAUCCCCGUUGACCUGCAGAACCGACGGGUCUCACUUGAGGCUGCCGACGUUUACCAUGUCGCCGAACAUGGAGGGGAUAGGCCACUGGUGCCGACGCCGACCAGAGACCCUCUUGACCCCUUGAAUUGGUCCAAGUGGCAAAAGUCCAUCAUCAUCGCAAUUGUGUGCUACUUUUACUUCCUCCUUACCUACCUCACCACCGCUCCGGUGCCCUCCUUCUCCCUGCUCGAGGAACAAUUUGAUGCUUCGUACAAUCAGGUCAAUUGGUCAUUCGGCAUUUCGGCCUUCGGCCUUGCCUUUGGCCCUCUCCUCACAGCAUCGGUCGCAGAAACAUAUGGACGCCGAGUUGUCACCAUCGUUUUCACAGCCGCAGCCGUGCUCGCCAGCGGAUGUGCUUCCAUCCGAGGACAGUCAAUCGGUCAAUAUAUGGCGGCAAGGUUCUUCCAAGGGUUCGCAGCUGGCCCGGCCGCCAAUGUGGGCCUUGUCAUCAUCAAUGACAUUUCCUGGGAGCAUGAACGCGGCCUCCGGAUUGGUCUGUGGGCCAUGUCUGCAAAUCUGGGCAGUGUCUUGGGGGGAUUCUUUGGCGGAUUUCUGGCCUCCGUGAACCAAUACUGGGUGGCCUAUCAUGUCACAAUGGCCUUCGCACUCCUUUUUCUCUUGGAGCUAUUCUUCCUGCCAGAGACACAAUACCCUCGCGCCAAGGUGGUCGCUUUUGAGCAAGUACAGGAUCAGGCCGUUGCUCGUGGUGAGAACGCGGAAAACAUGACAUUAGACAUCAAGAGAACACGGCAGCUCCCAUGGAUGAACGUUCGAAAGAUCCCAGGUGUGGUCCACCCGAAACCGUGGGAAUCGCUGAUCACCUUCUGUAAACUUUGGACGUAUCCCAACCUGGUUGCAAGUGUCUGUGGAUACAUAUUCUUCCAUUAUUGGUGGAUCGUAACCCUGCUGUCCAUGAUCCCGGCGGCAUACUUCGAGUACAAGAUUCAGAUCCAGGGCUUGUUUUUCACAGGAGCCUUGAUCGGAGUCAUCCUAGCCGAGAUUUUCUGCUCCGGGCAUGUGAGUGACCGAAUCGUGGCUCGUCUUGCCAAAAGGAAUGGCGGCCGAAGAGUACCGGAAAUGAGACUCUGGCUGGGUUACCCUGCAGCAAUUCUCUCCUCCAUCGGUCUGGCCGUCUGGGGCGCCUCAGUACAAUUGAGCUGGCACUGGAUUGUCGGUCAAGUCGCCCUUUGCAUUUUUGCCAUCGGUCUCCAGGCGGGUAAUACAACCUUGUCAACGUACAUCGUCGACUCUUAUCCGGAACACGCAAUCGAAGUGAUAACAUUCUAUUCCGUCAUCAUCAAUAUGUCCGCAUUUAUUGCGCCUUGGUACAUUUACGACUGGGCCGACGCAGUUGGUAAGAAGUUCUCCAGCUGA
Capronia epimyces CBS 606.96 is the source of this 1449-nucleotide messenger RNA. RefSeq lists its product as uncharacterized. The coding region runs from base 1 to 1449 and encodes 482 amino acids. The record is from RefSeq and is a predicted model, not a curated record. The transcript is spliced from 5 exons. Gene Ontology annotation, molecular function: transmembrane transporter activity. Gene Ontology annotation, biological process: transmembrane transport. Lineage: Eukaryota; Fungi; Ascomycota; Eurotiomycetes; Chaetothyriales; Herpotrichiellaceae.